CUAAAUCACCUGGGAACCAGUCCCCUCCCUCCCCGGCUGCAGCCCCGCCUGUGGGAACGCUUAAAGUCCAGCCUGGGUAGGUCUGGACAGUCGGAGCCGGCUCCCCACAGCACCAUGGUGAAGUCCAGCAGCAUCGUCCUCCUGGUGGGGCUCCUGGCGCUCUGGGCCGAGCUGCCGUCUGCAUCUGGCCAGAACAUUACCAAGAAAGAGGGCGUGUGCCCAGACACAGUGGUGGAGGCGGCUAACUGCACGGAGCAAUGCCAGGCCGACAGCGACUGCGAGGAGAACCUCAAGUGCUGCCAGACAAGCUGCGGAUGGUCUUGUCAGCUCCCCAACGUGAAACCCGGCUCGUGCCCAUUGGUGUCAGGCGGAAUCCCCUUACUGGGCCUGUGCAAGAACCAAUGCACAGUGGACUCGCAAUGCACAGGGACCAUGAAGUGCUGCAUCAAUGGCUGUCGCAAACGGGCGUGUGUCCGGCCAAAUUUUUAAAGAUGCCUCCUAGAACUGCCCAUCACCAGGCCAAGGAGGAGUGGUGCUCUGAAAUGCCUGUCGCUCUGCACACGACUCCCAGUGCCCCAACAUGGAGCUGUCCUGCUCCCCAGCUCCCUGCCCAGGGCUCUCACGGACCAGCACAUCCAGACCCCAAUAAAACAGCCUCA
Messenger RNA from Trachemys scripta elegans, 659 nucleotides. RefSeq names its product waprin-Phi1-like. Gene Ontology annotation, cellular component: extracellular region. The record is from RefSeq and is a predicted model, not a curated record. Bases 115 to 489 code for a protein of 124 amino acids. Gene Ontology annotation, molecular function: peptidase inhibitor activity. The transcript is spliced from 4 exons. Gene Ontology annotation, biological process: antibacterial humoral response; innate immune response. Lineage: Eukaryota; Metazoa; Chordata; Testudines; Emydidae.